Camellia sinensis is the source of this 1044-nucleotide messenger RNA. The record is from RefSeq and is a predicted model, not a curated record. Lineage: Eukaryota; Viridiplantae; Streptophyta; Magnoliopsida; Ericales; Theaceae.
AUGGGCACGGAACAUGCCACAACCGUAAUUGAAGAAGUUGAUAAAUUGCUGGAGGUUAGGACAAUUAGAGAAGUUACAUACCCCAUCGGGUUAUCUGAUACUGUUGUGGUGAAGAAGAAGACGGGAUCAUGGCAUGUUUGUGUAGAUUUUAUAGAUUUAAAUAAGGCCUGCCUAAAAGAUUGUUUUGCCCUGCUGCAAAUUAAUCAACUCGUAGACGCAAUCGCCCAGCACCAACGCAUGAGUUUCUUGGAUGUUUACAGGGGUUACCAUCAAAUCACCAUGGAUCCUGCUGAUGACAAGAUGACGUUCCUUACACCAAGGGAGACCUACUACUACAAGGUAAUGCCUUUUCGAUUGAAGAACACCGGUGCAACUUACCAAAGAUUGGUCACAAGCAUGUUCAAAAACCAACUCGGCAAGACUAUGGAGGUCUAUAUCGACAACACGGUAGUGAAGUCCAGAGCAAAGGGGGACCAUUUAGCUAACCUUGCUACGACAUUCGACAUUCUCCUCGCUACUAACUACUUCACGAAAUGGGUGGAGGCCGAACCAUUGACACAUGUAAGGGACACCGAUGUCAAACGUUUUGUAUGGAAGAAUAUUAUCACCCGGUUCAGUAUACCCAAGGCACUUAUCUCCGACAAUGACACUCAAUUCGAUUGCGGAGUUUAUCGAGAGUUGUGCAAUAUGUAUAGAAUUCGACCCUACUUCUCGUCACCCGUUUACCCUCAAAGUAACGGCCAGGCCCAAGCCUCCAAUAAAGUAGUCCUGGAUGGUAUCAAAAAGCACUUGGAGAAAGCUAAAGGCAAAUGGCUUAAAGAGCUCCCAACUGUGCUGUGGGCCCAUCGAACUAUGCCGCGAAAGUUUAUAGGUGAAACGCCAUUUGCUCUAUGUUUUGGUAAUAAGGCCAUUAUCCCUCUUGAAAUUGGCUUGCCAACUCUUUUCUCAAGGGCUUUCGAUACUAGUUGUAACGACAUGAUGCUGGCCUUGGAUAUAGACUUACUUGAAGAGUGCCAAGAUCAAGCUCUUGUCGGCAUGAUAUAG